AUGGAACAGGUUGCUGCCUCGGUCCAAAUGGCAGAGCCUGUCUUGUUGGUUGGAGAAACUGGUAUCGGAAAGACGACCGUCAUUCAACAUCUCGCCACAUUGAUGCGCCAGAAGCUCACUGUUGUCAACUUGUCGCAACAAAGUGAAAGCACUGACCUGUUGGGAGGGUUCAAGCCCGUCAGCAUCCGCACUAUGGCUGUACCGAUGUUGGAUGAAUUUACCCAGCUUUUCGAAUUGACUUUCUCCGCCAAAAAGAACCAGAAGUUCCUCUCUUCAGUGACUAAAAGCGUUGCUUCAGGUAACUGGGUUCGCCUAGUGACUCUCUGGCACGAAGCUCCAGCAAAGAAGAGGAAGCUUGACUCCCCCAAGUAUCAACACUUGCGUCAGCGAUGGGACAGUUUUGAAACCCAGCUUUCCGAUUUCGAAGCUCAAGUUUCCCAGGGUGACGCGAAAUUUGCUUUUGCUUUCGUGCAAGGUAAAAUCGUCAGAGCCUUAAGAAAUGGUGAAUGGGUUCUUUUGGACGAGGUCAAUCUCGCAUCUCCAGACACUCUUGAGAAUAUUGCCAGUCUGUUGCAUCAUGGAAGCGAAGGCUCACCUUCUGUCCUGCUUUCCGAGGCCGGUGAUGUGGAAAGGGUAUUUGGCCAUCCCGACUUCCGCAUUUUCGGAGCCAUGAAUCCCGCAACAGAUGCUGGAAAGCGAGAUCUGCCACCAGGAUUGCGAUCAAGAUUCACCGAAUUUUAUGUGCAUUCCCCGGACAGCGACUUGAAUGAUCUCCUCGCAUUGAUUCAGAAGUAUCUGGGUGACCUGACAAUGGGCGAUCAGAGAGUCGUCCCUGAUCUUGCUCAGCUCUAUAUGGCGACGAAGAAGCUUAGCAACGAGAACAAACUGACUGAUGGAGCUGGCCAGCGACCCCAUUUCAGCAUCCGAACGCUAGUCCGCGCCCUUGUCUAUGUCCUUGACCAUGCUCACGUUUAUGGCCUUCGAAGAGCGAUUUUCGAAGGUUUCAGCAUGAGUUUCCUGACUGUACUGAGCCUGAACUCCGAGAGAUCUUUGGCUCCACUCCUCGAAAAGCACAUCUUUGAGAAUGCAAAGAAUGCAAAGUCACUCCUUGGAAGAACACCUCGUGCGCCUGAAGAUGGCCACACCUACGUUCAAUUUAAGCAUUAUUGGAUGCGCCAGGGUCCUCUCAUGCCAGAGGAACAGCCCCAGUAUAUCAUCACUCCCUUCAUUGAGAAGAAUCUGAAGAACCUAGUCAGAGCUAGCUCAACUCGACGUUUCCCAGUUCUUCUGCAAGGUCCAACAUCAGCCGGAAAGACGAGUAUGAUUGAGUACCUCGCCAAGGUAUCCGGAAAUAAGUUUGUUCGUAUCAACAACCACGAGCACACUGAUCUCCAGGAGUAUUUGGGAUCAUAUAUUUCUUCUGACGACGGAAGUCUGCGCUAUCAGGAAGGUGUCCUAGUAGAGGCCCUUCGAAAUGGCUACUGGAUUGUUCUUGACGAGCUCAACUUGGCGCCUUCUGAUGUACUUGAAGCAUUGAAUCGACUACUGGACGACAACCGUGAGCUUUUUAUUCCCGAAACCCAGGAAGUGGUUCACCCUCACCCCAACUUCAUGCUUUUUGCCACUCAAAAUCCCGCUGGUCUAUAUGGCGGCCGCAAAGUCCUCUCCCGCGCCUUCCGAAAUCGUUUCCUCGAACUCCAUUUCGACGACAUCCCAGAGAGCGAGCUCGAGUUUAUUCUCAAAGAGCGAUCUCAAAUUGCCCCGUCCUUCUGUACAAAAAUUGUCUCUGUGUAUCGGAAACUGUCGCUCCUUCGCCAAUCAAACCGUCUUUUCGAACAGAAAAACAGUUUCGCUACGCUUCGUGACUUGUUUCGAUGGGCUCUUCGCGAUGCCGAUGAUCGUGAACAGCUAGCUGUUAAUGGAUUCAUGCUCCUCGGUGAACGCGUCCGAAACCCCCAAGAGAAGGCCGCUGUCAAGAAGGUUAUCGAGGAAGUCAUGAAGGUUCGUCUGGACGAGGAUGUUCUAUACGGCGACAAAGAACUCGAGAAGAGUGUUCCUCAAAUGGCUGGACUUCCUUCCGGAAUUGUGUGGACUCAGGCCAUGAGACGCCUUUUCGUUUUGGUCUCCAAAGCUCUCAAGAACAACGAACCUGUCCUUUUGGUUGGAGAGACUGGAUGUGGUAAAACACAACUUUGUCAAGCAGUUGCAGAGGCUUUCAAGAGAGAACUGUUCAUCGUCAAUGCUCAUGUCAACCUCGAGACUGGCGAUCUUAUUGGUGCUCAAAGGCCAAUCCGAAACCGUGCUGCAAUUGAGAAGCAACUCACCGAUGAUCUUGACCUCUUCGUCCAUGGCGAGGUAUCUGGAAAUUUCCCUCUCGAACAAUUGAAGCAAGAUCUGUCAGCCCUUGAUGCGCAGCAAAAACAAGAAAAAGAUCAAGAUCUUUUGCGCAAGAUCGAAAGAAAUAUAAUUCGGUCCAAUGCACUGUUUGAAUGGUCCGAUGGAAGCUUGAUCACUGCCAUGAAAACCGGGCAAUUUUUCUUGCUUGACGAGAUUUCCCUUGCCGAUGAUUCCGUCCUCGAAAGACUGAACAGUGCCCUUGAACCAGCCAGAUCGAUUCUUUUGGCCGAAAAGGGUCCAGUCGACUCAAUGGUUGUGGCCGACAGAGGAUUUCAGUUUCUUUCAACCAUGAACCCUGGUGGUGACUAUGGCAAACGAGAGCUUUCGGCGGCUCUCCGAAACCGUAUGACUGAGAUCUGGGCACCUCAAUUAUCUGACGAUGAAGAUAUACUUCCCAUCCUUUAUAUGAGACUGGAUCUCAAGGAUGAGAAGGUGGCCAGGGCCAUGCUGCAAUUUGCCAAAUGGUUCAAGACAACUUUCCAAAACACAUCGACUACCUCUCUUUCUCUGCGUGACCUUCUUGCCUGGGUUGACUUUGUAAACACCUGCCAAAACGCAGAUACCCUGUUUGCUAUUAUUCAGGGCGCUGCCAUGGUAUUUGUUGAUACUCUUGGAGCCAACCCGGCUGCAAUGCUUGCUGUAUCUCUCAACAACCUCGAGGGAAACCGCCAGAAGUGCCUCGACAAACUGAGCGAACUGUUCAACGCAGAUGCCUCCGCAAUCUAUCGGCAAUCCUCGACAGUCACCCUCGAGCCUGGAUAUCUACAGGUUGGCCCGUUCUCACUUCCAACUGUUGGUGAGACCGACCCCGACCCUCAAUUUACCAUGGAUGCCCCCACCACAAUUGCGAACUCAGUCAGAAUCGCUCGUGGUCUGCAGUCAUCAAAGCCAAUCUUGCUGGAAGGCAGCCCGGGUGUUGGUAAAACUACUCUCGUGACGGCUCUUGCAAAGGCUCUUGGGAAGCCUCUCACUCGAAUCAAUUUGUCGGAGCAGACAGAUCUUACGGACUUGUUUGGAUCUGAUGUACCAGUUGAGGGGGGAGAUGUUGGCCAGUUUACCUGGCGUGACGCUCCAUUCUUGCGAGCAAUGCAGCGUGGUGAUUGGGUACUGCUGGAUGAGAUGAAUUUGGCCUCGCAAUCGGUUCUCGAGGGUCUGAACUCCUGUCUGGAUCACCGGCAGCAGGUCUACAUUGCCGAACUUGACCAAACCUUCAAACGGCAUCCAAACUUCGUUCUUUUCGCAGCGCAGAACCCACACCACCAGGGUGGCGGCAGAAAGGGUCUUCCCGCAUCCUUUGUCAAUCGUUUCACCGUCGUCUAUGCAGACAGCUUCACAGAUGAUGAUUUAAAGAAGAUCUGCUCGAAGCUCUUCCCUGGAAGCCCCUCUCAUCAGACAGAGCGACUGGUUGAAUUCAUUUCUGCAUUAAACAGAGCCAUUGUGACUGAACGUCGACUGGGUGCUGUUGGUGGUCCAUGGGAGGUCAAUUUGCGAGAUAUCCAACGAUGGCUGCAGCUGGCAGAUCGUGGAGAUUUGCAGAUUCCUACCAAACACUUCCUUGACGUUGUCAUCAACCAUCGGUUCAGGAGCGAAGAUGACCGAAUGCUGGUAUCUCAGCUCUAUGAUCGUAUCUUCACCGACUCGGAAGUCGUUCCCAAGAGCUACUAUCACAAUCUGACUCCCGACUCCUUGCAAGUCGGCCUAGGAAUCUUGUCUCGUGACCCAGUUCUCCAGCGAUCGGUUGAACCGCAAAUGAAAAUUCUGCCCAAGGAUCUCCAUAUCCUCGAGUCUCUUGUCCUUUGCAUUGACAACUCGUGGCCAAGUAUCCUUGUCGGCCCCGCCGGGUGUGGUAAAACUACCCUUGUCAAGAAGCUUGCUGCUAUCAAGGGCGCAAACCUAGAGGAGCUUGCUCUCAGUGCUGACACUGAUACCAUGGACUUGAUUGGUGGAUUUGAGCAGAUUGAUCACCGUAGAGAAGUUUCCUCUUUCGUGCACGACAUUGAGGUAUUCUUACGACACCAGAUCAUCUAUUCUUUCGCCUCGGGAGAUGUUACGGAGGCCGUUGCUUCAGCCCUUCAGAUCUGCCAACACUUCCAAACUUCCGAAACCUCACUGGAGACUGUGAUCACUUCAUUGUCAGCACUCUGCCAGUCACACCCUGUUCCAGAACUUCAAAGCUUCCUUGAAAGAGCCCAGAGCUUGUGGGAUCUCAUUCGCCACUCAGACAAGAUGAAGGUUGGGUUCGAAUGGACCGAGGGUGUUCUCACUCGGGCUGUUCAGAAUGGAGACUGGGUUAUUCUUGACAAUGCCAAUUUGUGCAACCCGUCUGUCUUGGACAGAUUGAACUCCUUGACAGAGCCCAAUGGUACACUCAUUCUAAACGAACAGCGGACCGAGGAUGGCUCAGCCCGGAUCAUCACCCCUCAUCCCAACUUCCGACUCUUCCUCAACAUGGAUCCUCGAAACGGUGAAUUGUCGCGUGCUAUGCGAAACAGAUGUGUUGAGAUCUGCUUCAUGUCAAAUGAAGUCCAAGACACACCCACUCCGACAGGCCCAUCAUACACCUGCGAGUCUUCUCUCUACCGCCUCCGUCAUAUCUGGAACCUGAACUCUGCCCCGGGAUCUGCCAAAGCCCAAGAUCUCUUCGAAGUCUGCCUAGACCAUCUGUCUUCGACAGAUCUUUCCUACCUCCAAAAGGCACCAGGCACAUACCUGCCAUUUAGCACAAAGGAAGGUGAUGCCGACCACCAUUUCUCCGCCUCGCUGCAACGUCAUGCUUCUGCGCUGCAUGACAAUUCCCAAUGGAAACCUCUCAAUGCCACGGCUGGUGAGAUUACAAUCGGCGGGGCGCCUUUGAGCCUUCAAGGACCAUUGCAGCCUAUCCACCCUCUCAUUAACGAGCCCCUUGUCUCUAUCUCAAAUAGGAAUGACUGCAGGUCUAGUAUGACUGUUCUGGCCUACCUUGAGGAAUUCAGACUUGAGGUUUACAGACUUCGCCAAGGCUUGGUCCGUGCCAAUGAAUCCAGCCAGCAGCUCAAACCAAGUCAAAUGACACGCCUAGAGCGAUCAUUGGCGUCGACUCGAAUUCAAUCCCUGAUGAAGGAUUCGACACAGCCAGUCGGAAAUUUCCUCUCUGACUGUGGGCAAGCAUUGUACGAAUUUAUCCAAAACUUGGAUGAGAACAGUCUACAGUCUCCAGAGAUUGUUGCUGCGCUCCGGACAAUUACAAGUCUUUGCUGGGAUAUUUACCGCGUGACAGAUGUGGACCGUGUUGACGAGGGCGAAUUCCAAGUUUACCUGCAAAUUGGUAGACGGGUUUGUACAUCAUUGCUCAAUUCGUCCCCAUUGCUGAAACCACUGGAAGAAUCGUUGUCCCGCGCACUUGUUCGUUUCCGUGCCGAAUGGGAGUUGACAACCGGUUUGAGUAUGCAGCGAAUGUGGGAUUCAUGGAGACACGUCACCCCUGCUUCCCAUGAGCAGCUUCAAUCAUUGAUUGAGUUGGAGAAUACUGUCUCCGAUUUCACUUCUCUUGCUUUGCAAACACGCGUCGAGUUGUCGCAGCUGAAUAAGAUCUGGGAUUCGUUGUCGACUGCCCAGCGUUUUAUUCUGGACGGCGCGGACGGAGAUGCUCUUGUCCAGGGUAUCAAAGAAACAGUCGCAGAGCUCAGCCACGCAGUUCGACGUUCCGAAUCUGCACAAUACCCAUACUUUGCGCAGGACUUUGAGGCUCUUUGCCAAUAUCACGAUCUUUCGCUCGAUGGUUCGGAUCAAGGCAAGUUCCAAACGGUUGUGCCUCUACUGGCUGGUCGUCUGGCGCGUUCCCUGGACUCGUCAGCUUCAAAUAGCCGAGUCCCUGAGAUUCUGAACAGAGUGACCCUGUUUUCCGGCGCCGGUGAAAGCUCUCCGCUUGCAAUUGGAGGCGUCCUAUCUCUCUCCUUGUUGGAUCGACUUACAUCUGUUCGCAACACAACCCUGGGCCAGAUGGACAUGUUGCAAGCCGAGAAGCAAGCUCUCACCAAAUCUCUCUCGCAGAGCACUCAGAAUAUCUCAGUGGACCAGUCAAGCAACCUCAGACGUACUAUUGCAGCUCUUACUGUGGACCUCCUGUUGUCCCACCAGGAGCUUCUCGAACCCAAUAGUGCCGAAGAAGUGAUUGCCGUGCUUCGAGCCAUCGAGGGAGGCAAACCAGUCAAGAUCGAAUCCUCCAUGCCUAUCGCUCUGGAGAGAACUGUUGAAAAUAACCACUUCUUCAGAGAGUUUGCCCAAACUGCUCUCCCAAGUCUCAUCCACUCCCUGACUACCACUCCCUCGAGUCGCGAGGAGAGUAUUCACUACGCUGGUCUUGCUGCCGUUCAGCUAUCUGUUAUGCUGCUCCGACUAUUUGUCCCAGACAAGGCAUUUGACCCCUCGCUUGGUCUUGUUGUGCAAAGAAAGCGCCAUUACCAGCGUCUUGAUGAAAUCAGUGCCAAGUCUAAUGCGCUCCUCUCUUUUGAGACCAUAUUUUCUGGCCAGGCUUCCAACCUGAGAUCUUCUUUGCUACAGACAGAGAUCCAGCAACUGGGCUCCGCUCCGCCUCCCUCAUCCGUCACUCGCCCGGACAAGUCGGAGUUAAGCCUCUUGCAUGGAGAAUUCGCCAACUUGAUCAACUCCGUUCUGAACAGGAACCCCGAGGAAAUGAUUGCCAGUCUUGAAAAUGCCUCAAGAUCUAAAGAGACCAUCCAGCUCCUACGCGACAAUAUCCAGCAGCUGAGCAGCCGACUUCGGGUGCACUACAGAUCCUACGAUGAUAUGACGGUUCCUAUCGUUCGUUUCCUCCGACUUCUCGAUGUUGGUCUUUUCCUGGGCUCUAGCCAAACCGACCAGUCUAGCGAAAACAACGAUAUCCAGACAUUGAGCGGUAAAACUCCCUUUAUGGGUGGAUCUGUGCAUCCUGUUUUCUCGUUGGCCCAUGCUGAGAAGCAGCCAAGUGCUACCAACGCCAUUGAGAUGCGUCUCCACGAGCUUUCUAGUGUUUGGACUGCUAAGGAUGCCGACUCAACCCUUCUUGAGGUCAAGUCUAGCCACGGUGCGAUUCGUCGUAUCUUCGCUGAUUUCCACCAUCUUUGGAAGACUAGACUCAGAGAGGACCAGGAGAAGGAAGCAGAAAGCAAAAACCUCUCUUUCCCUACCUAUGACGAAGGCACCCCGCUUGAUCCCCAAGACGUUGGUCGCAUCGACCCCAGAGCAAUUGCUAUGCGACUUGCUUCUCUUCAUGCCAAUAUUGUGAGCGAUAAGCAGACUGGUGAAGCGCUGUCAUAUCAUGUCAAACAAUCAGCACAUCUGUUAGGUUCGAUAUGGUCUAAGAGCAAGAGUUCAUUCUCCCCUGUAUCGCCUGAACAGCACCUGUCAGCAGUCUUCUUGCUCCUUGAUGAGGAGAUUGGCGAAGACAACCAGGACAGACAGAAGAAUUAUAACUUCUACACUGAUUCCAACUUGGCUGAAGCUAGAAGACUUGUCAACCUCACCCUGGCGGUCCAAGCCCGUUUUGUUCAAAUCCAGACUGCGUGGCCGGAGCAUGCCGUCCUUGCGGAUGUCAUCAAUUGCUGUUCCGAAAUUCUUGAGUUCAAGCAUACCGAGCCUGUCGCGAAGUUCUUGACGAAGGUUGAAAAGCUUCAUUCCUACGUGCAUGAAUGGCAACUGGUUGCCAGUCGGGAAUACUCCGCAGCCACUCAGUAUGAUGAAAUCACCAGCAUGACCGUCGGUUGGCGUCGUCUUGAGCUCACGACGUGGGCGAAGCUCUUGGAUCUUGAGAAGGAUCGAUGUGAGGACGAUGUCAGCUCGUGGUGGUUUGUUGCUUAUGAAGCCCUGUUCGCAGUGCCGCUACAGAUGGCCGAUGAUGGCGAACAUGACAUGAGCGCCCAUAUUCAAGGUGUAAUCUCAACCCUGGAACAGUUCUUCGCUUCCACAACCUUGGGUCAAUUCGGUCGCCGUCUUCAGCUUGUUUCUGAUUUCAACGAGUUGCUUGGUGUUUUUGCCAAUGAUUACACUUGUCUGACACCCCUCGUCUCCGCGUUGAAUAAUUUCAUCGCCCAUUUCCGCCCCUUCCAGCCAUCGGUGGACAAGAUCCUGCAAGAGAAGCGAUCCGCACUUGAGAAGGAUCUCAAGGAGCAAAUCCAACUGGCAAGCUGGAAGGAUACCAAUAUCGUUGCUCUGAAGGAGAGUGCUAGGAGAUCUCACGUCAAGCUCUUCAAACUUGUCCGCAAGUAUCGUGAGGCUCUCAAUCAAUCGGCGCAGCCAGUCCUUGAGCAAGGCCUUCCAGAUGAUAUGGGAGAUUCAUUCGGAUCUCAAUCAGGUGAGAAGACAUUAGCCACUAUUGUCAUCCCUGAAGCAUUGUCCGUCUGCCAGCAGGAGAAUGAGCUAUGGGCAUCCCGAGCUCUCCGAUUCCGCAACCCUGAUGGCACAGCCCGCAACAUGAUCAAUCUCUACACAUCAAUCCCCCGUGAAUUUGACAUCGCAAAGGAUUUGGACGAGUUCACCAUGUCCAUCAUCGAGGGCAUCAAAGAGUUCAAGUCCCAGACCCCCAAAACCUUGACCGAAGACAACAAGGACGACGUCCAGCACCUCAAGGUCCAGAAGCGUCGCCUCUAUGCCGAUACUCUCAAGCAGCUCUUUGAAAUGGGCGUGAAGCGCAAUGCUGGAACAAGCGUGAUUGAAACUCAGACAUCACUUGCUCAGAUCAUCUCCACCUGUGCAGCCUUCGAGUCCGGUACUACAAUCUCGAAAUCUGUCCACAGUGCCGAUUCAUACUUCCAUCGCCUGUUGGAUCUGUUGCCUCGUGCUCGUCUAGCAUCUCGAAACUACUCCGAAGAGCUGAGCAAUGUUGAGGUUUUCAGAAGUAUGGGUUCUAUCGAGCAUCUUUUGUUCGUUAUUCGUCGACAGAGAGGAGCUCUUGCACCUGCUAUGUCAGCCGUUGGGUCUUUCAAGAAGGUUCUCGACAACAUGAAGAGUCUCUGGUCAACUGGUUCAACUUCGCUCGUCAAGUCCAAUGCUACUGCCACGGAAGAAAGAAACACUCUCGCAAGAACUCUGGCAUGGCUUGUUCCGAUCCUCGGUCUGGCAUCAACGAUCAUUGAGAUCCAUUCCAAGUUCUCCGGUAUCCAGGCAGCUACUAUUCUAAGAGAGCUCCAGUCUACAGAGACUCACGUUGAGGACUUGCUGAAGAAUCUCAGAUCUCUCCCGGAACUUCCAUCUGGCGUCGCAUCCUCGACCCGAGAAGAAUUUACCAAGCAGGCCCGUUCCGCUCUCAAUCAACUAUCUGCCAAUCUGAGCAGGUGGUCUCAAGAACGCCCUGACUUGACCUUUGCUCUGAAUCAAAUCUCACCGUGGGCCCUGUCGAACAGCAUUGCCCUCGCGCAGCCAACACAACAAGGCGAUGUUUCCAUCCAAGCCUUCGACAACAGUCUUCUCGCUGCGAUCGACAAAAUGCUUGUUGGCCUUCAGCAACUCAAGGAUGUCCCUACUGCAAUCAAUUUUGCUGGUCUACUCUCGCGAAGUGACGAAUUCUUCUCCCGGGCCACCAAGGCUGUUCACAUCAAUGAGAUUACAUCUUCAUUGGUGGCAGUCCUUGACCAGCUGCAGCAUCUACAAGACAAUUCGGCAAGUGGUCUUCCCAUUGCCGCUGCGCUGGUUGCUAGUGUCCUUCCGAUUGUCAACCAAUACUUCUACAUCUGCCAAGACCUGUCUCAGCGAUUUAUCUCUGCCCACCGUGAGAUUUGCAAAACUUCUUACAUCUUGACCAAGACAUUUACUCAAGUUGCGUCUGAAGGCUUCUGCAGUCCCUCCGAAGCAUCCCAGGAACAAGACAAGGAGGGAAAGCUAGAAAGCGGAACCGGGCUCGGUGAUGGCGAAGGUGCGGAGGAUAUCAGCAAGGAUAUCGGUGAUGAUGAAGAUCUCUCCGAGCUCGCUCAGCAAGGCAAGAAGGAAGAUGCCGAUGAUGAUGAGGAUGACAUGGAUGACUCUGCCGAUGCUGUCAACAUGGACCAGGAGGAAAUGGAAGGCGAGACUGGUGAUCAUAAGGACGAAGAGGAUGAAGAGAAGGACGACAAGGACGAGGAAGGAGAAGAUGAUAUCGACGAGGAAGUUGGUGAUGUUGAUGAUCUUGAUUCCGGUGCUGUCGAUGAGAAGCUUUGGGACGGCGAGAAUGAUGAGAAACAGAAAGAGACGGAGAAUGAAGAAGGAAAGGGUCAGGCCGAGGCUGAUCAACAAACUGCUGCCCAAGACGAUAAGAAGGGCGAGGAGGGCCAGAAGGGUGAGGAAGGAGAGGAGGAAGAGGAGGAGGACGAAGAAGAGGAAACCCCAGAUGACGAAGGAGAAGCGGUCGGCCGUGAAGACAUGGAUGUCACCGACCCGCAGACCAAAGAAGAAGAAACUCUGGAGCUUCCCGAGGAGAUGCAACUGGAUGGUGAUGACAUGGAUGGCGGUGAUGACGGGGAAGACGAUGAUGGUAUGGAUGAUAUGUCAGACAUGGGUCCUCUCCCCGAAGAAGAACAAAAGGCCGAUGGAAAGGAUGAUGAGCCUGGAGAGGGAGAGGAAGACGAAGACAUGGAGCAAUUCCCUGGCGAGGAGGAAGAAAUAGAAGGUGAAGGCGAAGGCGAGGAAGAAACCAACGAAGGGGAAGGGAAUGAAGAAGAGGAGAAUGAAGCUGGCGGAGAGGAUCCCGAGGAGCCAGACCAAGAUGAAUUCCUUGCUCAACGCGACGAGAAUGAAGCUGCUGGCGAUGAGGUUGCUCCCAGUGAAGCUGUCACCGGCGGCCUUGGUGCUGACCAGGAUCAAAAUGAAGACAAGGGCGCUUCUGGUGAUGCGCAGCAAGAAAGUGGUUCGAACGACCCCAACGCUAGUGCUGAGCAGAAAACUGGGGCUGCUAAAGACAGCGAGGAGACCAAGCCGAGUCACGAUACUGGUGGAGGCGAGGACUCGGAGCCAAAUGAUCCUCAAAUCCAAGCCUUCAAGAAGCUUGGAGAUAUGCUCGAGGAAUGGCAUCGUCGUCAGAAGGAAGUCAAGAAUCCCUCGCAAGAGGAGGAGGACUCGCAGGCUCUGCCAGAAGACACCGACAUGGCGGAUGCCGAUUUCGAACACCUCAAGGAUGACGAUGAUCAGGCCGAUACGCAAGCCCUCGGACAAGCCAAUGAGGAGCAGGCCAAGGCUCUCGACCAAAACAAGGGCGUCGAGUCUGACAACAAGCCAACAGACAAUGAUAUCCUGCCCGACGUCUCUGAGGAGCUGCAAGACGCCUUAGACAACCAACUAGAGGAUGAGAUGCAACUUGAUCGCGAAAUACUCCCAACUGACGGUCAAUCCGCUGGGGCAUUCAUUCCUGGUGAUCACACAUCUAGAGAUAAGGCAGAUGGUCAUGCCGGUGCUCAAGAGCUGACCGAGGAACUGGAUGAAGUCGACACGCAACUUGCGGCAAUCCACCUCUCCUCCUCGCUCCCACCAUUGACCCCCGAAGCCGACGCCCGCCGUCUCUGGUCUCAAUACGAGAACGCAACAAACGAUCUCUCCCUCUCCCUCACCGAGCAGCUCCGCCUCAUUCUCGCCCCGACCAUGGCCACGAAGCUCCGUGGUGAUUUCCGUACUGGUAAAAGGCUUAACAUAAAGCGCAUCAUCCCCUACAUCGCAUCACAGUACAAGCGUGACAAGAUCUGGAUGCGCCGUUCCAUCCCAUCCAAGCGCAAUUACCAGAUCAUGCUGGCCGUCGACGACAGCAAGUCCAUGCUCGAAAGCGGAAGUGGCCAGCUCGCCUUCGAAACCCUCGCUCUCGUCGCGAAGAGUCUCAGCAUGCUCGAGGCCGGUGAUUUGUGCGUCCUGGGCUUCGGUAGUGAAGAUCAUGUGCGUGUUGCACACGAAUUCGGCAAGCCCUUCUCCUCCGAAGCUGGUUCCCAGGUCUUCCAGCACUUCAGCUAUCAACAGACUGGUACCAAUGUGCGCAAACUGAUUGCGGAUUCCAUCGCCCUUUUCCGCGAGGCGAAGUGGAAGCGCUCAGCUGGUUCUGGCUCUGCUGAUCUUUGGCAGCUUGAGCUGAUUAUUUCCGAUGGUAUCUGUGAGGACCACGAUACUAUUCGUCGUCUGGUUCGCCAGGCUCUUGAGGAACGCAUUAUGAUUGUGUUCAUCAUUGUUGAUGCUGUUAAGGGUAGCUCCAUUCUGGAUCUCUCGCAGGCUACCUUUGAGCCCGAUACGGGUGGUGAAAUGAAACUCCAGAUGAAGAGAUAUCUGGAGGACUUCCCCUUCCCCUACUAUUUGGUGGUUCGAGAUGUUAGAGAGCUGCCUUCUGUUUUGGCAACUGCAUUGAAGCAGUGGUUUGCCGAAGUUGUUGAUGUUUCGUCCUGA
Messenger RNA from Penicillium waksmanii, 12759 nucleotides. Its product is annotated as AAA family ATPase midasin. The transcript is spliced from 3 exons. Bases 1 to 12759 code for a protein of 4252 amino acids. Gene Ontology annotation, biological process: ribosomal large subunit assembly; rRNA processing. Gene Ontology annotation, cellular component: preribosome, large subunit precursor; nucleus. The record is from RefSeq and is a predicted model, not a curated record. Gene Ontology annotation, molecular function: ATP binding; ATP hydrolysis activity. NCBI's taxonomy places the organism in Eukaryota, Fungi, Ascomycota, Eurotiomycetes, Eurotiales, Aspergillaceae.